AAUCCAACAGUCGGAGAUGAUGCUGCUGUCACUCUCCUCCGUCAGCACCUCCUGCAGGUUUGCUCCAUGUUUUCUGGUUGAAUCUUUCAGAAAGCUCCAGCUGUGGGUGUGUUUGUCUUUUAAAGCGACAUCAAAUAAAAGAACUCCACUUAAUGCACAUGUUUAACACUGAGCCGACCUGUUUGGACCUUAAAGACUCAAACCAUCAUGUCAACAGUGUGCAGCAUGAAUUAUACAUGCAGGGACUUAAAGACCUCCUCCUGCUGCUGGCAUGGAGCUGCCCAGGUGAGGACAGAGAUGUUUGUUCAGUCGUCUCAUGCAAACCUCAGACACAAGAAGAAGUGAGCGGACACUUUAAUGACUGAAACCAUGAACUUCAGUCUGACUGCUGCUGUUUGCAUCCUGAUCAUCACACGGUGCACGGUGACGUCGACUCAUCCUGAAUGUUCGAUUAUUCUUCAUCUACAAAAGAAGGAGGACGAGUGUAAGCUGAGGAUGAACGCUGCAGCAUCACUUAACACCACAGCAGGUUGUGUGAUGGAGUGGGAUGGAGUGAGCUGUUGGCCGGCUGUCUCAGAAGGAGACGUCGUCUCCGUCCACUGUCCUCUGCCGCUGCUGAAGCCUGGAAGUCCUCCAGUUCUGAUCUCACGGAGGUGCACAGUCCGAGGAUGGAGUAAACCAAGCGUGCCGUAUUAUGAAGCCUGUUACUACGAGGCUUUUGAUGGAGAUGAAGACAUGGGCACAGAGAAAAGAUACUUCGACACCCUGAGGUUGAUCUACAGCGUUGGGUAUGGAGUGUCUCUGGCCGCUCUCCUCGUCGCUGCUCUGCUUUUCUGCUGCUUCAGGAAGCUGCUCUGCAGGCGUAACUGCAUCCACCUCAACCUGUUUGUGACGUUCAUGCUCAGAAGUCUGUCUGUGUUCAUCAAAGAUUCAGUGCUGUUUGCAGACCAGAGCACAGACCACUGCACCGUGUCCUCACCUCAGUGCAAAGCAGCUGUGACCUUCUUCCACUUCUGCGUCUUGUCUAACUUCUCGUGGUUGCUCGUGGAGGGUCUGUACCUGCAGACUCUGCUGCUCUUCACCGUCACUCAGACCAGGACGCUCUUCUGGAUCCACGCCACCGUCGGCUGGGAUUUUGUAGGAACUCCGUCAGUGGCCGUUGUGGUCUGGGCCCUGAUGAAGAAACAGCUCGACGAUGAAGGGUGUUGGGACAACCUGGAGAGCCGCCUAUGGUGGAUCAUCAAGACUCCCAUUCUGCUCUCCAUCUUUAUGAACUUCCUGAUCUUCCUGAACAUCAGUCGGAUCAUCGCUCAGAAGUCAAAGGCCACACGCGUGAACCAAAAUGAGCCACACCUGUACAGGAGACUCGUCCGAUCCACCCUGCUCCUCAUCCCUCUGUUCGGCCUUCACUACGUGGUGUUUGCACUGUUUCCAGAACAUGUCGGCGUCCGGCCUCGACUCUGCUUUGAAUUAGUUUUCGGCUCCUUCCAGGGUUUCCUUGUUGCUCUGCUGUACUGCUUUCUGAAUGAAGAGGUCCGAAAAGAAAUCCAGAGGGCGCUGAGAAGACGGUGGCCUGAGACUAACACGAACGCCGUCAACCUUCCAGCUCAGGAGGACGUCCCCUGAAGUCCAAACACAGACAGACU
Larimichthys crocea (large yellow croaker) is the source of this 1646-nucleotide messenger RNA. It is a transcript of the gene ghrhr2, whose product is annotated as growth hormone releasing hormone receptor 2. Gene Ontology annotation, molecular function: G protein-coupled peptide receptor activity; peptide hormone binding. Gene Ontology annotation, biological process: cell surface receptor signaling pathway; adenylate cyclase-modulating G protein-coupled receptor signaling pathway. The record is from RefSeq and is a predicted model, not a curated record. The transcript has 13 exons. Lineage: Eukaryota; Metazoa; Chordata; Actinopteri; Sciaenidae. The coding region runs from base 358 to 1626 and encodes 422 amino acids. Gene Ontology annotation, cellular component: plasma membrane.